Phalacrocorax carbo (great cormorant) is the source of this 9549-nucleotide messenger RNA. Lineage: Eukaryota; Metazoa; Chordata; Aves; Suliformes; Phalacrocoracidae. The record is from RefSeq and is a predicted model, not a curated record.
GCGGCAGCCCGGCGCGCGAUUGGCGGGGCGCCGCGCCCCCCCCGCCGCCGGCCUUGCGCAUGCGCUGCGCGCCGCCGGGCCGUGUCCCCGGUGCGUGUGUAUGCGUGUGUCACCCGCCCGCAGCGCGGAGGCCGCGCCAGCGCUCUCGGCCGCCGCUGACUGGGGACCGGGCACCUCGGAGCCCCCGCCGCCGCCAGCGGGCAGGGUAAGCGGCCUCGGGGCCAGCGCAGGGCGGCGCGCCGCCCGGGACACUCCGCCCGGCAGCGGCCCCGGCCCCGGUACGGCCUGACCCCGCCGCCCCGCCGGGGAGCGAGUGAAGGGAGGAGGCGGCAGCCCGCUGCCUGCGGCCGGCCUCCGCACCCCCGCGCAGCGCCGCCCGGCGCCGGAGGAGGCGGCCGCGGCCCGGGAUGGAGUGAGGGAGGAGGAGGCCGCCGCCGCCAGCAGACACUUCCGCGUUGCGGGAGGCCGCGCCGGGCCCGCGGGAGGCUCCCGCCGCUCCGGCCAGCGCCCGGCCCCGAGGCGGGCGGCGCGGCCCGGCCCCCCUAUGUGAGGCGGCGCGGCCGGGCGGGGAGCGAGGCGAGGCGCCGGUGCCGGCCGGCCGGCGGGUGUACCCGUGUCUCUGCGCGGCGCCGGGUCUCCAUGGCGCCGGCAGCGCCCUGAGGAGGAGGAGGGCGGCGGCGGCGGCGGAUUCCCUAGGCCGCGUCCUCGUCCUCGGCCGUGAGUGAGCUCGAUGCCGAGCACCUCGGACGCGGCGGCCGGCGGGAGCGGGGGAAGCCGGGGCUGGGGGAGCGGCGGCGGCAGCAGCUCGGCGGUGGAGGCGGCGGCCGAGAAGAAGCGGCUGCAUCACCGGAGACGGAAGCGUUUCGCGGCCCAACCGCAGCCUCCCCCCCCCCCGCCGCCGGCCCCUCACCCGCUACUCUUCCCGCUCCUGCAGCCGCCCCUCCUGCAGCCCCCGCUCUUGCAGCCGCCGCUGCCGCCGCAGUCCCUGCUCUUUCUGGCGGCUACCGGCGCCUCCUCCUGCUGCGGGGAGGGCGGGGAGCGGAAGCGGCCGCGGGGCAAGCGGCGCUCGGGCUCCCGGCACAAGCGGCGGCGGGGCCGUGGGGGCGGCGGAGGCGGCGGUGGCGGCGGGACCCAGGAGGCGGAGAAGCGGCGCGGUAGUGGGGGGCUGAGCACACUGGUGGAGGAGUACGACGACGUGAGCUCCCAGUCCGAAGGGCUGGUGGGCGGCGGCGGGGCGGCCGGCGGCGGCGGGGCGGGCAGCGGCGGGGGGAGCCCGGCCUCCUCCUCGGGCGGUGGCGGCGGGACCCAGCGGCAGAGGAGCGAGGCGGAGCGGAGCGGCCGGUCCCGCCGGGAGCACCGCAGCAGCAGCGGCCGCUCCAAGGAGCGGCACCGGGAGCACCGCCGGCGGGGGGAGGAGAAGGCGCAGCAGGAGGGGGCGUCGGCGGGCCGCGGGGGAGCCGAGGCCGCCUCCUCCUCCAAGUCCCGCAGUCGCCACAAUCACAGCGGCGGCCAGGACCGGGAGGGACUCAAGAGCAGCGGCGGCGGCAGCGACGGCCGCAGGAAGGGCUCCCUCGCCUCGCCCAGCAGCGGCAGGAAAGAGCGGGAGAGCAAAGCCCACCGGAGCCGGACUAAAGCGGCCAAGGAGCCGCCGUCGGCUUACAAGGACCCACCGAAGGCCUACCGAGACGACAAGCCCGAGCCCAAGGCUUACCGGCGGCAGCGCUCGUCCCCCAGCCCCGGCCGGGACGACAGCCCCCCGCUGCACCGCUCCUCGCAGGGCCAGCGGAGCCGCAAGUCACUCAGCCCGGUGGGCGGCCGCUCCCCCCUCAGCCCCUACAGCCGCCGCCGCUCCCCCAGCUACAGCCGGCACAGCUCCUACGAGCGCGGCGGGGAUGUGUCGCCCAGCCCCUACAGCAGUUGGCGCCGGUCGCGGAGCCCCUACAGCCCCGUUAUCCGGAGAUCAGCAAAAUCUCGAAGCAGAAGUCCGUAUUCAUCAAGGCACUCGAGGUCUCGUAGCAGACACAGAUUGUCUAGAUCUAGAAGUCGUCAUUCAAGUAUUUCUCCUAGUACAUUGACUCUGAAGAGCAGCCUGGCUGCUGAGCUGAACAAAAACAAAAAAGCAAGAGCUGCUGAGGCAGCCAAAGCCAGUGCAAAAGCUUCCAAUACUUCAACGCCUACUAAGGGAAGCACUGACGCUGCUGUAAGUGCACCUCAAGUGAACAAUGUAAAGGACCUGAAGAAAAUAAAAACUGAGCAUACACCUUCUCCUACAGGCAGUGCAAUUGUGAAAAAUGACAAGGCAAAAGCAAAGGUCUCACUUCCUGAAACAAAAGGGGAAAAUAAUUUAAUUGCAGACAAAAUUAGUAAACAGAAACCCGCAGCAGUAAAAGACAAUAAAUUAGCUGCUGUAAAACAGCCACCGGUCACUGUAAAAGAGAAAAGCAAACCAAGUACACCAAGUGUAGUAACCAAGGAGAAGGACCGAAUUGUUGCACUACCAACCUCCACGCUGCCACCCUUGCCUUUGCCUCCUACGCUGCCUGAAGAUAAAGAAACUGAUAGUUUGCGAGAGAAUCUUUCUGUGAAGUCAGUUAAAGAAGCAGAGAAGAAACUUCGCCAUCUGCUUGCAGACUUGCCACUUCCACCUGAGUUGCCUGGAGGAGCUGAGUUAUCCAAAAGCCCUGAAGAAAAGAAACCAGCAGUUCAGUUACACAGCAAGAAAAGACCAAAAAUAUGUGGACCACGACACGGUGAAACAAAAGAAAAAGAAAUAGACUGGGGAAAGCGCUGUGUGGAUAAAUUUGAUAUCAUUGGUAUUAUUGGUGAAGGCACUUACGGACAAGUUUACAAAGCAAGAGAUAAAGACACAGGGGAAAUGGUGGCACUAAAGAAAGUACGACUGGACAAUGAAAAGGAAGGGUUUCCAAUUACAGCUAUUCGGGAGAUUAAGAUUCUUCGACAGCUUAAUCACCAAAGCAUUAUCAACAUGAAGGAAAUAGUGACAGAUAAGGAAGAUGCUUUAGACUUCAAGAAGGACAAAGGUGCAUUUUACCUGGUAUUUGAAUAUAUGGACCAUGACUUGAUGGGACUGUUGGAAUCUGGUUUGGUUCAUUUUAAUGAAAAUCAUAUUAAAUCUUUUAUGAGACAGCUGAUGGAGGGCUUGGCCUAUUGUCAUAAGAAGAACUUUUUGCACAGAGAUAUCAAAUGUUCAAAUAUUCUACUAAAUAACAGAGGGCAGAUAAAGCUUGCAGAUUUUGGGCUUGCUCGGCUGUACAACUCUGAAGAAAGCCGACCAUAUACCAACAAAGUUAUUACAUUAUGGUAUCGGCCUCCUGAACUUCUGCUUGGAGAAGAAAGAUACACGCCAGCUAUUGAUGUCUGGAGCUGUGGCUGCAUCCUGGGUGAACUUUUUACAAAAAAGCCAAUAUUUCAAGCAAAUCAAGAACUUGCUCAACUGGAACUUAUAAGCCGAAUUUGUGGAAGUCCUUGUCCAGCAGUGUGGCCUGAUGUUAUAAAGUUAGCUUAUUUCAACACAAUGAAACCAAAGAAGCAGUAUCGUCGAAAACUGAGAGAAGAGUUUGCUUUCAUCCCACCAGCUGCAUUAGAUUUAUUCGACUAUAUGCUUGCUCUGGAUCCCAGCAAGCGCUGCACAGCCGAACAAGCUCUUCAGUGUGAGUUUCUGAGAGAUGUGGAACCAUCUAAAAUGCCUCCUCCAGACCUUCCUUUGUGGCAGGAUUGCCAUGAGCUGUGGAGUAAGAAACGCAGAAGACAGAAGCAGAUGGGCAUGACUGAUGACUCAACAGCAUCUAAAGUCCCUAGGAAGGAUCUGUCUCUAGGCAUGGAUGAGAGCAGAACCAACACCCCACAAGGCAUGCAAACUUCUUCCCAACUCAAAACUCAGGGCAACUCUAGUGUAGCACUUGCAAAAACAAGCACUGGACAGCAGUUAAACCAGAAUGAAGUGGCAAUCCUGCUAAACCUGCUACAGUCUAAAACAAGUGUUAGUUUGGCACAGUUUGCCCAAGUGUUGAAUAUUAAGGUAAACCCAGAGACUCAGCAGCAACUAAAUAAAAUAAAUCUUCCUGCUGGAAUUUUGUCAGCAGGUGAAAAACAGUCAGAACAGCAGCAGCAGCCGCCGCCGCCUCCGCCACCACCGCCAGAACAGGAGCCUCUAAAACAGCCGGCCGUCGCGCAGCCUCCUGUACCACCUGCUCAGCUGAGUCAGCCUAAAGUUGAGACUGAUGCUGCCCAGGCAGCUGUACAGAGUGCAUUUGCUGUUCUGUUGUCUCAGUUAAUAAAGGCUCAGCAAACAAAACAAAAAGAUUUUGUGUUGGAGGAGAAGGAAAAUGGAUCAGGAAAUGAAAUGUCAUUACAACUCAGGCAGCCUCCAGAGCCCACCACUCCUGUGCCCGUCAGCCGGGACGAUGUUGAGUCUCCUGCACCUGGCUACCCCCAUCUGAUCAAGUCAUUAUAUACAUCUGCAGGUCAAGAGGAUUUGGUUAGGCCGUCCGAGAUGAGGCUUCUAAACCGAACACCCGAACAAGAACGCCCUCGGAUCUUGCCUCCAGACCAGCGUCCCCCAGAGCCGCCAGAGCCUCCGCCUCUCACUGAUGAAGACCUUGAUUAUCGGACAGAGAACCAGCAUUUGCCUAUAACUAACUCUUCAGGAACAGAUCCUCACGCAGGAGUGAAAGCAGCUCUUCUGCAGCUGCUUGCUCAGCAUCAAGCUCAGGCGACAACGGAGGAGCCAGUACAGACAAGCGUGGAUUAUCAGGCUAGAGACUCCUAUGUAACAGGCCCAGACUACAAGGAUAGCUUUGGGUCAUCUUCCUUCUCAUCUGCCCAUUAUGGCAGUAGCGAUGGAAUAGGAAGCGGAUCAUCAGGAGCAUUAGAAAGGAGGAGCUUCCUUGGAAACUCAGAUAUUCAGUCUUUGGAUAACUACAGUACUGCUUCAUCUCACUCUGGUGGUGCCCCUCCUCCUCCGCUGGCCUUUUCAGAAUCCUUUCCCAGCUCAGUAACUGGUUAUGGAGACAUUUACCUCAACACUGGCCCCAUGCUGUUUAGUGGAGAUAAAGACCAUAGGUUUGAAUACAGCCACGGCCCGAUCCCGGUGCUGGGGAGCAGCGGUGACGCUUCUGCAGGGCCAGAGAGCACGCACUCUUUGCCCGCAAAGAUGCACAACUAUAGCUACGGAAGUAACUUACAGGAAAACCCCAGUGGCAUCAGCCACAUGCAUGGACAGACUUGGACUUCUCCUGCCCAAGGACCCGGAUAUUCCCAAGGAUACAGGGGACACAUUAGCACAUCUGCAGUGAGAGGGCGAGGCAGAGGAUUACCAUAUUGAGUAUCUGUUUUUCCUCAGGCACAUCAUUUUUAUCUGGAAAAACUUUUUUUUUCCCUAGCUGCAGUUUAAAGCAGCAAUUCAACAGACUUGAAUAAUGUUAAUUCAACAGCUUUAUUUUUAUGUGGAAAAGGGUCUUGCAUACAGUAGGAAAAAUUAAAAAUGCUUAAAACUCAUGCUGUCUGAAAACUAGAUAAAUUGAUUGUACAUGUUCACAAACUCUAGUUCUGAAUUUUAUUUUGUAUUUUGGCGGUUUUAAGUGGAUGCUAAAUUUAGGGACAUCAGCUUUUUAUGGCACUCUUUCAGAUCUUCUGAACUAUGCACAUUUGUGCUUUUUUUGUAAGUUUGGACCAACUUUUAUGUAAAAAAAAUUUUACAACAAUCAAAGCAGGGCACUGAUUUAUUUGGUAUUUUUCUUUUUACAGAACUACCUUUAGUCAAAGGUCACUGUCAGUCUUUGCACUGCUUUCAGUGUUAUUGUGGAAGGUGUACUUUGUGCUCAUUUCAGAUAAUAAAACACAACCUUUCUCUUGAUGCAAAAUUUUAUAAAUAUUUGGUCAAUGUUAUUUUUUUUUCUUUCAAGAAAAAAAAAAAAAGAAUGGAUGUUCUGGUAAAAUGUUCUCUCCAUCUCCCAGGCUUGUUUAUAUAAAAACUGUUUUACUUGAAUGGUAAGUGCCUUAACAUGUAAGCUUAAGGUCUGCAAAAAUUUGGAAGUACUUUAUAAAUCGAUAUGAGAAUACCUAAACCUAGGUAGUUAACAUGAAAAUUCAGAUAAUAAUAGGCAACUCAAAUAGGUCAUCACCUUGUGCUGUUUACUUCAGGUGGGCCAGUUAUUUAGAGACCUGAUCUUAUCUUGAUGAAUUCAGUUUUCCAAAUUGAACUUCAUGAGAAACGUUGAAAGUGAGGAGAAGAAUGAAGAGUGUAGUUUUUCUUCAGCUCCCUCUCGGAGUUGUAGUAAGUGUUUUAGUUCCUCUGCCAAAUAAACUAUACUUUAUAUGUCCUUAGCAAGUAAUGAAAUAGUUUUUUCUCUUAAAUGUCAACAGCAGGAAUGACUUGACUUUGUGUGAAAAGCUGACACUGUCGCCUUUUACCACAAAUACUGCAUUAUAGGAAGUAACCAAAGGAAAAAUGACCAGUAUUUAAAGCAGCAGCAAAACGUUUGACACUAGUUGUAAUCCUCUGUAAACUUGUGAUUGUGCCAAUUAAUUGAUUUCAUAUCUGCUAUUCCACAGAACAUUUUAAUACUGGAGUCAAGUCUCUCUGAACAACAGAUAAAAUGACUGUAGUUACAACUCUUACCAAGAGCCACUCCUCAUAUUAAUUACAACUUCCAGCAUGCUUUUUUUUCCUUUGACAACAAGUGGUCUCUCUCCUGCAGAGACGAGGUAUGGUUAUAUUUUGCAUGUACGUAAAAGAAUGUUUUAAAGCCCAUAUUGGAAACAAUUUUCCAACUGAUUAUCCAGUUGACAAAUCGGUACCUUAUGUAACUAAGUGUUUAAUUAUUACUUUUUAAAAAGUAAAAUUUCUACUUACACUAUAACAAACGUAGUCUCGUCAGUGACUUUUUGGAUUUUCAGAAUAGAAGCCAAAGUUCUUGGUGUUUUGUUUUGUUUUAGUUGAAAAUCCUGGUUCGUAUAUGGCUAACUACCACACUGUAGAGCAUGGAGGAUCUCACUUCGCUAACUACGUAGUGUUUGAGGAUCUGGCAAAUGAGAAAUGGAGUGUCGUACGAUGUCCCUGUAAGUCUGGCAGUUGCCUUCACUAGACACAGUAGAAAAUCCUGCGAUCUGCAAAUAAAAGCGUUCUGGUCAGAAACGAAUGCUUACGACCUGAAUAGCCUGUGCUUAAGAAAAAAAAAGCUUCAUGUGUGAAUGACAGUGCAUUGGAUAGUUUUCCUUGAGUAAGGACACCCCUGUAGCAUUUCUGCUAGUGAAAUUUUAAAGGCAAAAAUGAUUAGUGUCUUUUAGAUACGGACAGUGUCAGCUAAGGCUUUUUGUUUACUAAUCUUAAAAAAAACAACCCCCCAGUGUUACACACAUUGCUGUUUUUUCAGAGUCAAGCAAAAGACUUUCAAAGCUCUUAGUUGCUUUCGCUAACAAUGUGCAGUCUGGUGUUACUCUCCUGCAUGCACUUCAAAUGCAACUGCAGGUGAUAGUUGGCUAAAAAAGCAGGUAAGUUCAAAUGGAAGGUAGAUCUCGGAGGACUAAAUGGUUUGACUUCCAACACAGAAAGACAAGGAAGACAUUGUGUCUUCUACUGCUUCUCUUUGGAAGUAAAUUUUCAAGUCAUUUAGUUCACCUCAUUUAAUGCAGAGAAGUCAGUCCCUUCUGCAUGUGUAAAUGACAGUGCAGUUUCCUUACAGGCUGGCAGUACUCUGAGGCUGCAUCAUUCAGUCUUCAGCCAUGAAAAAAAAAAAAACAAACAGCAGGAAUAAUCCUGACUAUGAGGAGAGAAGGAGGUGCAAUAGACAGUUGGCUUCCAGGUGCGCAGUGACUUUUCCCCAGAUUCGUUUUAAGGAUUACUAGCCUGUGACUUUGAAUACUGUAUUUGCCUGGGACAGCAGUGUUGGGGUAAUUUGGAGGGAAAGUUAACGUGUUUCCAUAUAUGAUAACUCUGAAGAGUUUUCCUUCUCUGCCACCCAGCAGAUCUUCUCAGCUCUUUCACUGACAGCCUUCGCUCUGGGGCAGGUAGAGGCUGUGUGUGGGUAAGGAGCUCUGCCCUCCCUCUGCAGGGCAGCCCUUGGGGUGUGUGGCAGGAGGAUUCCUCCCCGCGCCGCGCUCCCCUGGCCACGGAGCUGGGUCUGGGCAGGUUAGCAGCCAGGGAACUGGCCAGAUGUAAGGUCUGUAGGUCCACAUUCAUUUGUACCGAACCUGUGUAUUACCCGUCCAAAUUUCCUUUGAAUUAAACCACAUGACGAGGUGCUUAUGUCAGUUCAGAAUUUUACCCUUUUGAACAAAUUUCGCUUGGCAGAGUCUGUACUAGUAUGACCUUUUACAUCAUGUGCAUUUUUGAUGCAGUGGUAGAGAUUCUGAUAACCGCAUUAUUUUUCUGUGGAGCCGUGGCUUUUGUUACUUCCCCCUGCAUUCCUUUGGGUUUACAUUUUCUGUGCUGCAAUUCCAAAAUGUGCUACAGAGACCUGGACACUACAUCGAAAAGUAAGUGUUGUGUGUUUGCGUUUCUAAAUAAACAUAGGAAAAUACUGUAAUCAUGGACUACCAAGUAGCAAGUACUCCGUUAUUUAUAUGAAGUGGUCUUUAGCCAUACCAAGAGGAAGAAAGUGAGCACGACUGGACACUACGGCCAUGACUUAAAAUGCUUAAAUUAUAAUAAUACUUAAAAUCAGCCAAAGGAAAAGGAAGCAGCUUUUAUCAUGGGGAUCGCUAGUUCUCUUGAACAGAAGGAGCAGCGUUAGGGAAGAGGUGUAAAAAUACAUGUAUCCUUAAAUGUUAAUAUAAUUUCGUGGAAAAAUAAUUUUUAAAUGGCAAACUUCUGUAUUUUCUUAUGUUUCCAUAAAAUGUGGUCUGUGCUAAAUUUUCUCCGUACCACAGUCGCGUGAGGUGCUUUCUCGAAGCAGAGGCAAUAAGUGCUGAAAUGUGAGUUCUUACGGUUUUGAGUGCUCUUCUCCUUUUGCUUGGUGCAGGAGGCAGUUUCAGUUUUAGUGACGUUUACAGUUGGGCGAGUUGAAUAGAUAAUUGUGCAGUAAAAACUGAAGUACUGAAAUAACAUAGGAUACCUCUUGUCUGCGGGCAAAUUGGAUCUCAGACCAUGAAUUCUGAUUCCAAGAGAGAAAACGCUCAGAUGUAUUUCUUGCAUUAUUCUUUUUGUUAAUAAAACACGGAAGUGUUCUACAGACAACAUUUCUCCAGUCUAUUCUGUUGCACUGUUUUUUACAUGGGGAAAUUCUGGCUAUUUCCCAUCUUGAUAGUUUUGGGGUGUUCCGUAUACGCGGAAGUGUGUCAUGAAAUUAAGGAGUCACCAGUAAACUGAUUGGAAGCCUGUAUUUAAAAAUGAAAUGACCUUGGGUUUAAAAAUGAACUAACUUUUGCUUAUCAGGGUGAAGAAUACUUUAUUGCAGGAGUUAUUUCAAGACAACCUAAUUUAAAAUAAUCAAACUGUUAUGCUUCAGCUUGCUUACUCUUUGUUAUUUUAAGCCAUUUGUAUAUAAAAUGUAUUGUGCGGCCUGUAAAUAAAAUACAUGAAAAUUUGAA